UGACGUCAUCGUCCAGCGACGCAUCCCCUUCCGUGUUGGCAACGUGAUGGAGGUUUCUGCUCCUUCAAAUGUUUCUCUCCGAGAGUUUGGCUGCGAGCAGAGUUUACUUUCUCGGCCGGAUGGAUCUGCGUCUUUCGUUCAAGGGGACACGAGUGUGAUGGCUGGAGUUUAUGGACCUGCUGAAGUAAAGGUCAGUAAGGAGAUCUACGACCGAGCAACUCUGGAGGUGCUGGUUCAGCCCAAAGUUGGUCUGCCGAGUGUGAGGGAGCGCUCGCAGGAGCAGUGUGUGCGUGAAACCUGCGAGGAGGCGCUGCUGCUCACCCUCCACCCUCGAUCUUCGCUCACGCUGGUCCUCCAGGUGCUGCACGACGACGGCUCUCUCCUGUCCUGCUGCCUGAAUGCAGCCUGCAUGGCCCUCAUGGACGCAGGUCUGCCGAUGAGCUGCCUCUUCUGCGGCGUGACCUGCGCCAUCAGCGCAUACGGGCAGAUCAUCACUGACCCCACCUCAGCUCAGGAAAAGGAGAGUCGAGCUUUGAUGACUUUUGCCAUCGACAGUAAAGAACGUAAAGUAAUGAUGUCAUCCACCAAAGGAUCCUUUUCCGUUCAUGAGCUGCAGCAGUGUGUAGCGGUCAGCCAGAGAGCCUCAGAGAGGAUCUUCCAGUUCUACAGAGACUCUGUGAGGCGGCGUUACUCCAAAUCCCUCUGAUGGAGACACACUUUUGCCCGUUUUGUUCUACAUUUUUGUACAACUCCUGAUGUAAUAAAUGUUAUCAUCCACACCA
Oryzias latipes (Japanese medaka) is the source of this 782-nucleotide messenger RNA. RefSeq names its product exosome component 5 (gene exosc5). NCBI's taxonomy places the organism in Eukaryota, Metazoa, Chordata, Actinopteri, Beloniformes, Adrianichthyidae. Gene Ontology annotation, biological process: rRNA catabolic process; poly(A)-dependent snoRNA 3'-end processing; U4 snRNA 3'-end processing. Gene Ontology annotation, cellular component: cytoplasmic exosome (RNase complex); nucleolus; nuclear exosome (RNase complex). Gene Ontology annotation, molecular function: RNA binding. The record is from RefSeq and is a predicted model, not a curated record.